This is a messenger RNA of Acipenser ruthenus (sterlet), 2027 nucleotides long. Its product is annotated as UDP-GalNAc:beta-1,3-N-acetylgalactosaminyltransferase 1-like. Gene Ontology annotation, cellular component: membrane. Bases 194 to 1225 code for a protein of 343 amino acids. The record is from RefSeq and is a predicted model, not a curated record. Gene Ontology annotation, molecular function: N-acetyl-beta-D-glucosaminide beta-(1,3)-galactosyltransferase activity. Lineage: Eukaryota; Metazoa; Chordata; Actinopteri; Acipenseriformes; Acipenseridae. The transcript has 2 exons.
AGGUAGACACACCACUUCACCUCGACUCCAGGCUGGAGUACCACGACGUUCAUUUUCAAAUGUCUGUGUCUUAUUAGUACAUCUCUAGGAUAUGUUUCUGCACUAUUCGUUUUUUGUCUAAGUCUUCAUAUUAUAAUUUAGCACUCUGGAGCCAAACACGUUCGCUGCCUGAAGGUCUUCCAAGUUCAAGCUGAUGUACCACAUGGUUUGGAUUAAACAGAAGGCCAUGAAGAGAAUUUUUUUUGUAUUUCUAUUCAUAACAUUUAUAACUGUGGGGGUGUAUUUUAUGAUGUGGGACAAUGGAAAGAGGAAUAAGGAAGGGUUGAGUUUGAAUGACAUGGUUGUGGCUAAUCCGGUUUCCAGCAACAGUCUCCUACAAAAGAUUUUGAAGGAGGACCCUAAAUGGCUGCAGUUAUAUGAAGGUGAACCAAAGCACAGACCCAACUUCACCUACUUAACCUCGGAACAUUCCAAAUGCAGGGAUGAUGCACCUUUUGUGGUCAUUUUCGUUGCAUCCCGUCCAAGUGAAGUUGAAGCGAGACUGGCAAUUAGAGCUUCUUGGGCCAGUAAGAAGCAAUGGCAUGGGAAAUCUGUUCUAACCUUGUUUCUAACAGGCAACGAAAGCAGAGAGCAAACAGGAAAAUUAUAUUUAGAACAUGAAAAAUACAGAGAUAUGAUAAUGCAAGACUUUCUCGAUUCCUAUCAAAAUCUAACACAUAAAACCAGAAUGGCUUUUCAGUGGCUACAUGAUUUCUGCCCAAAGGCUAAGUACAUUAUGAAAACUGAUUCUGAUGUCUUUGUUAAUCCUGGCAAUUUGGUCAAUUAUUUGCUGCAGCAGGCUGAGACAGAACAUUUUUACACAGGCUAUCCAUUUGUGAACACGUAUCCAUACAGAAACGUGUUAACUAAGAACUAUAUCUCCACUGAAGAGUACCCUCUGGAUAUAUUCCCUCCCUAUGGUAGUGGGCUGGGGUAUGUUAUUUCAGGGAAUCUAGCAUUGAGAAUCUACGAGAUGAUGUGCCAUGUCAAGCCAUUUAGGAUUGAAGAUGUCUAUGUAGGAGUCUGUGUGAAGUUAUUAGGAGAGGAGGUGCAUGUACCAAAAGACCACCUAUUCUUCCUCUUUAAAACAGAACUGGCAGACAAAAUUGAAAGUUUGAUUGCAGCACACUGGGUGGAUCCAGCAGCCAUGAGACAUUACUGGGAGACACUUCACAGCUCAUCUUAAUAUAACUGUGCAGUCAACACUGUAGGAUGGGAUGUUUUUUGUGUUUUUCUUUGACGCAUUACUGUUUUUAGAAAAACACACAUGCUGUUUAAGGUAAAAUACCCUGCUGGAAAUUCCAACAAUGACCAGAACUUAGUAAGAGUCAAUUGUUGUCUAUACUCCUAAAUUAAUUGAUUUUCUAUAAAUCCAAGCAUCUCUUUUAUAUAUCUGCUGGGUACCCAUUUGGAAACCAGUAAAUAUUUGUCCCCAUUCCUAAUUUCACUGGCACGUCAGAUUCUAGUGAAGAGAUUGCAUGUGGUCUGUCUGUGUUAAACAGCUUAAAACAUUGGGCCAUAUUUACAAAGCAUUUACCACCACACACAGUUAACACUAAAAAGAAAACAAAAUGCAGUGGUUACAAUGCUUCAAAGAAAUAACUUAUUUAGUUAAAUUAGAAGCAUGUUUCCUUCUAGUUUUAUAAGAUUAGCAGUUUGUUUUUUCGCUUCACAAAAAAUGGUAUAAAUGUACAGUGGUAAAUGCUUUGUAAAUAUGACCCACUUAUCUUCAAACCUGUGUAAGCCAUGGAUAUUAAUAUAUGAUUUAAUACAAGUUAUUUUUAUUGUGUAUUAAAAUAUUGUGUAAAAAAAAAUUUCCACAUUCAAAUAAAACUAAACUUUUAAACCAUACUAUACAAGUAAAUCCCUGGGGAAAAAAACUGGAAUAAACUAUCCAAGAUGACAAAUGUUUUUCUACUUGGUUUAAAGUGUUUUUAAAGCUAUGGAUACAUAGCAUGUCUUUGUUGUUUCUGAAACUGGAGCUUGAA